UAGGAAUUUCAGAUAUCUUUAUUUUUAACUAGGGGGAAUGGUCAAUCUAUCCUUCUACUGAAAUGACUAAUAUUUUGUUUUUUGAUGUAAGUACCCAAGUUGCACAAUUAAUUCAGCAACAUUUGUUUUCUGUAAAGGUUGAAACCUUUCCAUUCUACCUGCUCUCUGUGAAGGUCAUCCAGGCUCGACACAUACCUUCAAGAGACCUAUGGACUUCUUCUGAUUGUUAUGUGAGCCUUCGGCUGCCAUCAGCUUCAAAUAAACAAAUGAUGACGAAAGUAAUCUCAAACGCCAGUAAUCCUGUUUGGAAUGAAAGCUUCCAUUUCUUUAUACAGCCUGAGGUCAAGAAUGUGCUGGAACUGAAGCUCUACGAUGAAGACAUGGUCACCAAAGAUGAUCUCAUCUUCAUGGUUGCCUACGAUGUUGCUAAAGUGAGACCAGGGGAAACUAUUUGUGAAGACUUACUUUUGAACCGUCAGGGACCAGAGAGCCUUGAAGUAGAAUUCAAGAUGGAGAGCAUAUGUGGGGGCUUUGAGAGCAUUGCUACUAAUGGCAUCCUUACGGCCCGUGAGGUUUCACGUUUAGAUGUUAAGAUGGACAAGUGGAAGAAUGAGGAGUGUUUGAAAAACAAUAAAAAUAUUGAACUUGUGGUGAAGGAAUCCUUUGAAGAAGCACAGGCGAUCACCCAGGAGUCAGAAAGCUUCACAUUUCACUGUGUGAAGAACUGGGAGCCAAAACUGGAGGCCAGUAUGAAGAGUAAUUCCUUUGUGGGGAAAUGGCUUGGAGACGCUGCUACUGAUUGUCCAGGUGUGCUGCUGAAAUCCCUCCCUGCAGGAGAGGAAACAAAAGUAGCCUUGCCUUUAUCAAAGGAUGCAGAAUUGGAGCUGCAGCUCCAGGUCAAUGACUGUUUAGGAGAUUUAGAUGUGCGUUUGGGAUGUGAUCUCUGUGGGGCUGAGCAGGACUUCCUGUCUAAGCGCAAGAAUGUGGUUGCCAGUGCUCUAAAAAAGGUUCUUCUGCUGGAGCAGGAGCUGCAAGGACAUGAGGUCCCAGUGAUCGCUGUCAUGGCAACAGGAGGAGGAGCCAGAGCAAUGUCAGCUUUUUAUGGACACCUCUCUGCCCUUCAGAAGCUGAAUCUUCUAGACUGCGUGACAUACCUCUCUGGAGCAUCUGGCGCAACAUGGACAAUGAGAAGUUUGUAUGAAGAUGCUGACUGGUCUCAAAAGGACCUGAUGGGUCCAAUCCACAGAGCACAGGAAUAUAUUGCUAGGAGCAAGUCAAGUGCUUUCUCCUUGGAGGCCCUACAGCGCUAUGAUGUGGAGCUAAGGCAGAGAGCUCGAGAGGGGCACUCGGUUUAUUUUACUGAUGUAUGGUCCCUUAUAAUUGACCGCCUGUUCCAUGACGAGCAAAGUGAUAGCAAACUUUCUAGUCAGCAACAGGCUGUGACUCAGGGGCAGAAUCCAUUGCCUAUCUACCUGGCCCUCAAUGUCAAGAAAGACACCCAGAGCACUUGUGAAUUUAAAGAAUGGUGUGAAUUCUCCCCAUAUGAGGUUGGAUUUUCUAAGUACGGGGCCUUCAUUUGCCCAGAGGAUUUUGGAAGUGAUUUCUUCAUGGGACGACUAAUAAACAAGAGACCAGAGUCUCGGAUCUGCUAUUUGGAAGGCAUUUGGAGUAACAUAUUUUCCUUGAAUUUGAAGGAUGUUCACCACUUAUACAAAUCCUGGCAGUGGCCUUUCCCAGACCAAGAAAAGGAUGAAGCUUGUUUCAUUCCACCAAUGAACAGAUCCAGCAUCUUCAAUGGAAUUCUGACCAGUCGGCCAAUAGGAGAAAAGAAACCUAACUUUCUGAGAGGUCUCCAGCUACACAAGGACUAUUACCAACAUGAAACAUUCUCCAUGUGGCAAGACAGUAAAUUGGACCAGUGCCCCAACUCUCUUACACCUCAGGAAAAAGAGCUAUUCUUGGUUGAUGCUGGAUAUUUCAUCAAUACCAGUUGCCCUCCAUUGAUAAGAAAGGAAAGGAAUGUGGAUGUUAUCUUAUCACUCGACUACAAUCUGUUGGAGACCAGGUUUAAUUCUAUAGAACAGAUGGGCAACUACUGUUUGGACCAGGAUAUUCCUUUUCCUGAAAUUGCACUGACUGAAGAAGACAGGGAGAAUCCAAAGGAAUGCUACAUUUUUGAGGACAAAGAGAACCCAGAAGCUCCAAUCAUACUUCACUUCCCACUAGUGAACAACUCUUUUAGGGAGUAUAAAGAACCUGGAAUUAGGCGAACUUCUGCAGACACGGCUAAGGGAGAGGUGGAUUUUACUAGUUUAAACUCACCAUACAGAAUGACAAAUUUGACUUACACCGAGGAGGAAUUCAACAAACUUAUAAACCUGAGUGACUAUAACAUUCAAAAUAACAGGGAACUGAUUUUGCAAGCUUUGCAGACAGCAGUGGAAAGGAGAAAAGCCAGCAGGAAACAAAAACAGCUACAAUCAACAUGAAUCAAAUCAGGUGGGAUUUUUCAAUUCAGUCCCCAUUUUCAGUGAAUGGUGAACCUUCAUUGCUUUGCCAUGGCAUUUCACACUUUGAGAUGUAUAUUAUUAGGCCCGCCCUAAUACUGUGAUUGUAAGCAGUUUUAAAC
This is a messenger RNA of Podarcis raffonei (Aeolian wall lizard), 2629 nucleotides long. RefSeq names its product cytosolic phospholipase A2 delta-like. The record is from RefSeq and is a predicted model, not a curated record. The coding region runs from base 63 to 2489 and encodes 808 amino acids. Gene Ontology annotation, cellular component: cytosol. The transcript is spliced from 19 exons. Gene Ontology annotation, biological process: glycerophospholipid catabolic process. Lineage: Eukaryota; Metazoa; Chordata; Lepidosauria; Squamata; Lacertidae. Gene Ontology annotation, molecular function: calcium-dependent phospholipid binding; calcium ion binding.